AUGCUUAACGUUCCCUAUGGGGUGGCAGUGAAUGAUCAGGAUGAAAUUGCUGUGACUGAGCUCGGUAAUAACAGGGUUUCAGUGUUUAGUAGUGACGGUACCCACUUAAGAUCCUUUGGUAGGAAGGGUAAGAAUAAUGGUGAGUUCUAUUGCCCUACAGGGAUCGCUUUUGAUAGUAAUGGCAAUAUUGUAGUGGCAGACUCUUUUAACCACGGGGUGCAAGUCUUUGAUAGGAAUGGUAACUUUCUUAGUAUGUUUGGUGAAAAAGGAAGUCAUGAUGAACAGCUUGAAUUCCCUCAAGGUUUAUCAAUAAAUGGCAACGGUGAUAUUAUUGUUGCUGAUAAAGGUAACAAAUUAAUCAAGAUAUUCUCUUCUAGUGGGGAGUAUUCACGUAAAUUUGGUGGAGCAGGUUCUUUGGUCAAGCCCCAUCACUGUAUCCAAUACCGUCAAUAUUUCAUAGUCUCAGAUCGUGGUAAUUAUUCCAUUAAAAUGUUUAAUCUGGAGGGAAAGUUUAUUUCUAAAUUUGGAAAACAGGGAAUCAAAGAUGGAGAAUUUAAUGAGCCCCGUUACUUGUCAGUUAACAAAGAUGGAUUGCUUAUGGUCUGUGAUGAAAAGAAUCACAGAGUUCAGGUAGUUGAUCUGAGUGGAAAGUUUUAUACAAACUUUGGAAGUGAAGGUAGCGGGAGAGGAGAGUUUAAGUGUCCAGUGUCUACAGCAAAUCUUAGCGAUGGAAGAAUAGUUGUGUGUGAUAAGGAGAACAACCGAAUCCAGGUUUUUGACCAGUCAUAAUAUGAUCUUUCCAGUGGUAUUAUUGUUGAAACGUUCAAAUUGGCUUCUUUAUCUAGAAAAAGAAACCGUAACUUUCCGAAAAACAUCCUGAAUUCGUGAGCUAUUUGUCACUGUUGCCGGAUUGGGGGAGGGGGGGGAGUGCAUUAGGUUGUCCUCACGCGUAGUUUGUCUUUUCUGUGAAUGUAACAAUAAAUUAUAAAAUCGUGGCUGUAAUAAUAACUGUAAUAAUAGCUGAAGUGACAUUCAAAUUGUAAAUAUAAUUUUGUAAUCCUUCUUCAAAUAUAUCGAAUAGUCUCAUUUAAUUGCCGAUCAGGGGUAGUUUAAUAAGGUUGUUCAAUUUUUUGGUAUCAAAAUUGUUUUGUAUGUUGUACACCUUUUCAUUUUCUUUCCAGCAGUUGCUAGUUGUUAGCUGGUGUAUUUUUGAAGUAUUUCUCCCGCGCCCUUAGCUCAAGUACCAUUUGUUUUUCUCGUCAGGAUCUUCAGGUCCGUUAAAUUAUAACAUAUAUAAUAUAUUUACAGAAUUGUAUAACGCUUUGUUGAAAAUGCAUUAAAGGAUAAUCAAAUAUGAGGAAUGCUUUCUUUCUUCAAAUUUAUCGUUGUUAAUGAGACCGUCAUGUGUUGACGUUAAAACGUACCAGUUUACUUCAUUCAAGUGUAAAAUAAUGUAUUUAGCACGCUUGUACUAAUUGAGAACACUAUUUUUACGUCUCUUCUCGGAGAAUAGACCAUCAUUAUGUCCAGUGAUCAUCCGAGCCGCGUAUAGGUCAACUGAGCAGUUUGUAGGAUUGCAAGGCAACAGUACAGUCGAACCCCUCUUUAAUCAAAAAACCGAAAAAUCAUCUUUCGCCGAUUUUUUCACCUGAUUUUACAUUAAAGGGGCUGUGUCACGGCAGUCCAGUUCAUUUUGUUUAAUUUUGCCAAUUACUCGCCCUCAAUCGCUAUGGAACUUAAAGUAGGCAAGGAAAUUACAAGGAAAUGACAAAAUCAGAGAUUCGAGACAAACAAAUAAGUCUCCUGAGCAUUAUUUUUGAAGUUGCAAACAGCAGAGAUCAACUUUGAAAAACUGUUAGGCUGAACAGUUUUCAAAAACCCUGAUUUCAAUUUGUUUCAGUCUUCUUCAGUUUUGCCCAUCCGUGGUAUCUGUUGUUUCUGUUAUGUUAUUUUAACCGUCCUUUAAUGUUUUAAGCGGUUAUUUUUACGUUCCUCUCAAUUUAACGGGCAUUUUGCAAUUACCUAAUUUGGCUGAAUUUCGUGACACAGCUCCUUUAAAUAGCCAGAUUUGGUUAAUUUAUGAUGAAAAGUGGAUUUUUGUCAAAUCGCUUGGUACCUUUGCUUGAAGACAAACUCAUAGUACUUUGGUUGAAGAUACCUCAUUUUUUGUCCCUGGCAAAAAAAAGCCCUUACACAGUUUUCUCUUAAUUCAAACCCCUUAAUAAGGACACUUUCGUCUCAUUCCAAUCUUUUUUCAAGAAGACUAUCGGCAGCCGCUGUUUAGACCUACAAAAGCAAAUUUACCGUUUGCUUUCUACAUAGUUUCCAUUCGGACCCAAAUGAUUUCUAGAUAAAACAGGGCGUGGCUGGUCGCGUAAUGCAGUUAUAAACAAUUUUUCAAAUAAACUUUGAAGAUUUCUUAGCUAUUGUUAGUAUUAGACCUGGGAUACCGUAAAAUUCCGAAAAUAAGCCCCGGGGCUUAUAUUUUUCAAAGGCCCUUUUUGAGGAGUUUAUUUUUGGAAGGGCUCAUCUACGGAGGGAAAGAUGCGUUUCAAUAUCGAUUGGGCUAGCCUUAUAGUUGGAAGUAAAUUUACCAUUUUUGCUUUGUUUUACUUUGUAUUUGAGAGCAAUUUUCCUAGUACAAGCCCCGGGAGGCUUAUAUUUGGAGGGGCGAUUUAACGGAGGGUUUUCGCGUUACCGGAUUGGGGGGCUUAUAUUUGAAGGGGCUUAUACAUGGAAGGGCUUAUUUUCGGAAUUUUACGGUAUCAUAAAAAAAGAAAAGUUACAUGUGACCACUUUCCUUCAAAAUUCUGAGGAAUUUGUAAAGAACCAAGCCUUAAUCAAUUUGAGCCGUCAGGUGCUUUGAGAUUGGUCAAAAUUUGCUAAAUGAUGUACACGUGGACAUGUGCUCUAUCCUCGCCGAUAUUACUAAUUACCAUCUUAAUAGCUGGAAUUGAAAGCCCAAGGGGUCCAGGGAGAAUAAUAUGCAUGAGUCCAUAUGGACCCAAAACGACCAAAGCAGACGACAAAGAGUUUUAUUAAGCAAUAGACUACACUUUCUAUGGGCUUACCGGCGUGAUAAUCCUCUCGGCUCGUGAUUUACAAGCUUUUCGAGUGUUCUCCAAACAUCCCGCGUGGGUUUUCACGCCGGUAAACCCAUAGAAAGUGUGGUCCAUUGCUUUUAUAAAAUAACUUAAAGUUUUCUAUGAGUUUACUGGCACAAUAAACCAUAGGUUUUUAACCAAUCAGAACGCGCGUGCUAUCUUCGUUAUUCUAUAAAGGUAGAUAUCUGUUAAAACACUUCAGUUCAGGGCAUGUGCUACAAGCUGUACGCAAGUAAAACCUGCGUAGCAAGUGGAUGAAGGGGAGGAGAGAAAAAGAACAUGGGAGCAGAUAAGGUUCUCUCCCCUCUCCUUUCCUCUUGUCCUUAUCUUAUCUUAUCUGUUAGCAAUAUAGGGUUCCUCAUUUCAGGAGUCUCCUUAAUCCCCUCUAUAAUCCCCUCCCCUCCCCUCUAUAAUCCCAUCCCCUCCCCUCUCCUCUUGUCCUUAACUUAUCUUCAGUCUGUUUCGCAAUAUAGGGUUCCUCAUUUAAUCCCCUCCCCUUCUCUCUACCCGUCCCCUUUUUAUGUUCUCCAUACAGGUUAACCCUAUGGUAUCCUUGAGCAAUGGUUACUUGUCAGGUUAUCGUUUCACCUUAACUCUUCCAUUUCUAGUUCUCUAUUUUUGUUUGAAGGUAUCCAUAUAGGUCGUAUAGAUCGAGGGUCUAAUCGGUCUUCGCUUACAAUACCUUGGGCCUUUGUCGUCCAAUAGUUAGAGACGAGCUGUAAUGAAUUUUUAAAAUUAUUAUUUAUAAAUGAUGAGCGAUUUUGUGUAGGACUCCUCUAAGGUUCCAUCAUGGCUGAGUGUUCAUAGCAGUUUAGUUCCAGACUUCGUUGUUACAGAUCCAAAGGUACAAGCUUAAUUACUGAAUAAUUAUCAGCUACUAUGAGUUUUGCAAACAACGUUUUUUCACUCUAAAAUGAGGAAUUUUAUAACAAUUCCUAUUGAAUAGGUUAUCGUAGUGGAACUGAAGAGGCUACCGUAGCAAAUUGACUUUGAAAUACACAUAACUACUCGAAGAAAAACACGUACUUCCAUCAGAAGAAAAGCUUAAAUAGGAACAUCAGUUCUCAAACUCAUUAAUAAUUCAUUAAGAAAAUACAAAGGAAAUUAAUGUUUAAUGAGUGUUUAGAAAUCGGAUGAAACACUGCUUAGUAUUUGCAUCCUUAAUUUCUCCUUCAAAAAUGAUUUUGUUUGAGAAGAAAUAUCAAACAUUCGACACAGUGUUUCAUCACCAGAUGAAACACCUCGAAGUUCGUCAAAAAUACUCCGCUGCUCGUCGUAUUUUCAACUCUCUUCUCGGUGUUUCAGCUGGUGAUGAAACACUGCAUCUCAUGUUUGAUAUAUUACUUCCUUAACAAUGGAACGUCACUGGCCACAACUAGUCCUAAAUAAGAAAUUUGCGACUAUGUCGGAGAGAAAAUUACCGUCACAUAUUGAUCUUGGUCUUAUUUUAUUAUGAUAAGUUCGCGCUCAAUUUCCAUUGUCCUUACCACGAGUAGCGAGGUCGCUGGCCGCAAAAAUUCCCUUGCAAGACGGCUUAGUCAUUGCAAAGCCCUCUCGUCCGACAGAAAAGUACAUUCUGACUUCUAUUUUUGUUUCUGUAGAAAGCCAAGGAGAUAACAGGAGCGGAGUUUAGUACACCAAUCACUCACACAAGUGAUGGCACCCUUGCUAGCCUCUUGCGAUAGCCAAUAAAAGCGGUGUUCUCUCCAAAACUGUCCCAGAGUUCAAUUCCUUUUUGUAUCGUCCCAGGCUCCUCAAGCGUGAAGUCCAAAUGAUCAAAUCAGGACACUGCAGGUGUUUUCUGGGAGCGCAUACUAGAAUUCGCUCUGUUUAAUAUUGUUACGCUCCUGACUGUUUGCGAAGAUCGUUGGAACCGUUUAUAACUGUUACUCUACAGAGGCGUCCGCCUGUUAGAGAGUGAUGGUAGGAGACCAAUUAAUAUUUCCAGAGUUUAAAUGAGCUCUUAGUUUGCUUUCACAAUCACACACAGGCAGCUACACACUUUGCGCGGCUCGCUUGUUCGAAAUUGCGCCUGCGCUUAUUGUAGGCCCUGUGUCACCUGAUAAAGUAGCUCGCCGCUGGUCCCUUGCUCUUCGUCACCAGUCACUCGCGUUUCGCGCUCGCCUCUAUGAAAUACCAUGGGAAGAACGAAGUGGCUAGGGAGGAGCUGAGCUCGCCGUGAAUCAAAUUACGAUUACGAUUAAAAAAACUGGAUUCGAACUCUUGCUGAGCUUUGUCAUUAGCCUUCUUCUCUUUUUUCAUUCAAUUAAUGUUACUCUUUUUCCGCAUGCUUUAGUCAAAAACUGAAGUGCAUCUAACAGUGAGUGGCUUUUUCUAUACUAAAAUGACAGGUUAAGUAAAGAAAAGAAACUUUCGUGCUGGUGAACCUUUCUGGAACAGUUUUUAUCAAAGAAAUCGCCAAAUUUGGGGUGUAGUAUUACGUAUGUGUUAGUUACACAUGCAACGGAAACGAAAACAAAGUUUUGAGCGUUUCAUCAGACAUCAAGGAGUUAUUGGGUUACUUUUCCUUCUCAACUUUCCUCUUUCUGAGUUCGGAUCAGUUUGGAACUUACAGCUACCCAAUUUAGAGGUUAAGGUGGCAGUUUUUUUACCGUAUUUUCCAGCCUACGAAAUGACAUCAAAUUUUGACACCAUUUUAGACAAACCCCGCUUAGCUGCACAAUAAAAUACUACAAUAAAAUUGUAGCUAUAGCCUAUUUCAAAUCAAACACUUCCAAAGAUAAAGACACUAUAUGCGACAAUCAUUUUUUGUUAAAGAUACUGUAGGAGAUGUAGCCUGUGAACAGGCUCUCUGUUUGGGGAAAAAAUCGCGAGGAGAGGGAAGGGAAAGGGGAAAAGAGGCCCUUUCGUUUUUCCCUCUCCCCAGUUCCCCGCUCGACUGAAGGCCUGUUCACAGACUACGGGAGAUGUGAUUUGAUUGGAUGUGUUUCAACCCCUCUGUGGUUGGAAGUCUAAGCUUGGCCAAAAGGCCCACAGAAGCUUAAGAAUUAGUAAAAAUUUUCUGCAGCUACCUUUGUUUCUGGAGGAUUUUGUUGCGCAGUAUCUGAGGAGACUUGACCGAAGGUUGAUUAAUGUAUUUGCUGAAAACACUCAGAUUAACGAGCACUAUCUUGGAAAAAAUUUGAUGGGAAAUAAAUCCGUCCUCCAUCCUGUAAAAUAAAAGAUGGCGAAAUGGCGCGUUUUGUCUUCCGCGUGGCUUUUUUGAUUCUGAUUUUGGACCAACCGGGACUUGCUUUCCCAGUUUAAUCUGUCCAAGAAUUGUACGCGUGUGUAACGUGCUGAGUGUUCUGGUGUUUACAAAUACAAAAAAUUUGCGUAGUCCAUUCUUUUAUAUAAGCCUGCGUAGGAACUUUUUCCGAACCAAUUUAUACUAGGGAGAGAACGCUCUUUCAAAGAGCUGAUUAACAAUUUUAGGAAAUACAGGAUGUUAUUUAUUUUUCCGUGACACCAUCAAAACAUGUCAAGAAACUCUAUUUGAUUGGCUAAUAAUACAGAGUUUAGUAUGGAUCACAAUACAAGACUUAAUUGUUCAUUCUCAUUACCAUUUCCUUGAUCGUCAACAACCAACUAGGCCAAAUUUCUUAAAAAGUAACCUUGUUUCCGACCUUUUCCAUGGAUAUAAAGACCUUGCUGGACAAUCUUCAUGAUGAAGUAUCUUGUUCUGUGUGCAUGUGUCCAUUCACUGAUCCAAAGCAGUUGCCUUGUUUGCACAAUUUCUGUCUUCACUGCCUGAACGGAAUUCAACGAACGAGCGGCGUCCGUGAUAAAAUUACGUGCCCCGAGUGUAGGAGACAGUUUCAGAUUUCUGGAAGUGGAAAUCCCAGCGAACUUCCCACCAAUUUUCGAAUAAACAGCCUGCUAGAUGUCUUGGCAAUUAAAGAGUGCAGUGCAGUCAACGUAAAAUGCAGAAACUGCGACAAACGAAGCGCCCAGACCUUAUAUUGCUUCCAGUGCUGUUCCUUCUGGUGUGAAGAAUGUAUUGUAGGACAUAACAUAAUUCGAGAAAAUAAAGAUCACAGAACGCUAGCGCUGAAAGAUUUUCAAGAUCAAGACAUCAAAGCUGUUUUAGAGCGACCAGCAUUUUGUCAGAAGAAACACCAUGAAAACAAAGAGUUGGAGUUCUUUUGCGAGGGCUGUAAAGUCGCCAUUUGCAACACUUGUGCCGUAACGCUUCAUGAAGGUCAUGGUAAGAUGCCCUUGCAAGAAGCUACUGAUGAACGCAAAACACAGAUCAACUCCAUGAUUCGAUCUUUGAAAGACAAAGUAGUGGAAAAACAAAGAGAAGUCGAACAAUUCAACCAAAGAAGCAUGGUAUUUCAAUGGAAAGUAACCGAGGUAAAAAGCCAAGUGCAGUCUUGUGUAGACCAAAUUAUUGCAAUCAUCGAAACGAGAAAACAAGAUGUUUUUGAUGCAGUCGAUAAUCAAGCGACAAAAUCACUGGAAUCUCUCUCACAGAAAAAAGAAGAAGUGGAAAGACAGUUAAAACGAAUUGAAUCCGCAAUUAAACAAACUGAAACUCUGUUGCAACGCAGCUUUAGCACUGAAAUCCUUGGAUUCAGUGAAACAUUUGAUUCAAUCCUGCAGGAACAGAGCACCCAAGAAAACCGUGACACUGAAUGUAUUCCUCGGUUUAGUUUCACUAAAAGUGCAAAACUGAUUAACUUGUUGAGCAUGAGCGAGGGUAUAGGUAAUGUAGAAUUUGUUUUUAGCGAACCUAAAGCGCAACAAUCAGGAGCUAAAGGUAAAGAAAGUAGUAAAGUAAUUGCUGGGAUUAAAGGGGCAAAUGUUCGUGACAGUCCUCUUGAGACUCAGGUACAAACCAGGCGCUUCAGAUCUGUGCUGUCAUUUGGACAAAAAGGUGAGUCUGUUGGAAUGCUUAAGGGGCCCUGGGGGGUGGCAGUGAAUGAUCAGGAUGAAAUUGCUGUGGCUGAUACCUGGAACCACAGGGUUUCAGUGUUUAGUAAUGACGGCACCCACUUAAGAUCCUUUGGUAGGAAGGGUAACAAUAAUGGUGAGUUCCAGAACCCUUCAGGGAUCGCUUUUGAUAGUCAUGGCAAUAUUGUAGUGGCAGACUGUUUUAACCACAGGUUGCAAGUCUUUGAUAGGAAUGGUAACUUUCUUAGUAAGUUUGGUGAAUAUGGAAGUCUUAAUAAUCAGCUUCAAUACCCUCGAGGUUUAUCAAUAAACGGCAACGGUGAUAUUAUUGUUGCUGAUAGCAAAAACAAAUUAAUCAAGACAUUCACUUCUAGUGGGAAGUAUUUACGUAAAUUUGGUGGAGCAGGUUCUUUGGUCGAACCCUAUCACUGUAUCCAACACGGUCAAUAUUUUAUAGUCUCAGAUCGUAGUGAUCAUUCCAUUAAAAUGUUUAAUCUGGAGGGAAGGUUUAUUUCUAAAUUUGGAAAACAGGGAAACAAAGAUGGAGAGUUCAAUCAGCCCCGUUGCUUGUCAGUUAACAAAGAAAGAUUGUUGAUGGUCUGUGAUGCAGAAAAUGCCAGAGUUCAGUUAUUUGAACUGAAUGGAAAGUUUGUUACAAAAUUUGGAAGUGAAGGUAGUGAGAGAGGAGAGUUUAAGCUUCCAGUGUCUACAGCAAAUCUUAGUGAUGGAAGGAUAGUUGUGUCUGACUUCAGUAACAACCGAAUCCAGGUUUUUGACUGA
Porites lobata is the source of this 8780-nucleotide messenger RNA. The record is from the annotation of a GenBank genome assembly. Lineage: Eukaryota; Metazoa; Cnidaria; Anthozoa; Scleractinia; Poritidae.